AUGACUUUUGGCAGGCAAGCCAUGACGGCGGCAUGCCGUGCAGCCGCGGCGGUAUUGGCGUGCGGCGGCUCGGCAGAGGCGGGCGUAGCGGCUGCGGAUAGCCCCGUCACUAAUGCCGGUACGGGAUCCAGCCUCAACCUGAUGGGUCGAGUGGAAUGCGAUGCAGCGGUGAUGGCGGGGGAUGGCAGGUUCGGGGCGGUGGGGGCCGUGGCAGGUGUGUAUAACCCCAUUUUGGCGGCAGCUGCCCUGACCCGGGACGCAUCGGAGCCCCUCAGCUGCGGUCGAGUACGGCCCAUGUUAUUGGUGGGUGAGGGAGCUCGCAGUUAUGCGUACGGCGCGGGACUAGCUGUUUGGUGCCCGGAGCAGCCCGUGCCGCCCGAGUUCCAGGUCACGCCUGCGUCCCUGGCGGCCUGGCGGAAGUACAUUGACAUGAUUCGACGGGCGGCUGUAGCAACUGAAACAACCGCCGCAACGACCCGAGUCAACGAACAACGGUAUGCGCUAACGAGGGGGGUGGGCCCGGCGGCAGGGGCUGCGGGGGCAGGGGGCCGAGGGCCGGCGGCCAUGACGGCGCAAUUUAGCGCUGGAGAGGCCGCCACCGCCGCCGCCGCCGCCGCUGCGGCGGCGGUGCCCAUUCCGAUGACGACAGCGGUGACGGCGGCGGCGGCCCCACGGCCACCAUCGCAUAUCCAUGAUGGCCAACUGUACGGCACAGCAGCCGCCGCCACCGCCGUCGGGUUACAGCCCACCAUCACCACUGACACAAACAGUACGGCGAUGGAGAGCAUAGGUGUGUAUCAGCUCUGUACGGCACUCGAAAUGACGGCCGGGCUGACGCCGACAGCGGCGGUGGGUGAUGGGCAGCGGACGUGUGCCGGAGAUCACGCCGUACGGCAGUCAGAUCUGGAUCCAGAAAACUUGGAUCCACCUAAUAUCUUUCCCAGUGGGGAAGCUAACGGAAGUUGUAACGCCAACACAACCAGCUCCUUGCCGCUGCUGAGAACGAAACGCGCACGCCGCGUUUCCUCUUGUACGGCGUCGGGUACGGCAGCUGACGGCGUCAGUGCCGCCGACCGCGACUCUGGCCAGGGGUACGAAACGAAUACGUCAUUAUACGACAAUGGCGAUGAGGAAGAUAUGCUGUACGACACUGUUGGCGCGGUGUGCGUCGACUUUCGAGGCUGCUUGGCGGCGGGCGUCUCCUCCGGCGGCAUCGCCGUCAAGUUCCCGGGCCGUGUCGGCGAGGCGGCGAUGUACGGCAGUGGCUGCUGGGCUCAAAACCCAUGGGCAUGUGACACCUGUACCGCUGCCGCCGCUGCCGCCGCCGCCGCCGGCACUGCCGCCAGUAAUGGCGCCAACACGCUUGCCUUGCUUCCGCCACGUCCGCCGCGGCAUCUUCUGCCGUCGCCGCCGCCAGCCGCCGCCGCCAGUGGCCCCUACCACAGCAGCCGCCGUCAGCGCUACUGCCACUGCCGGCCUGGCUUCGCCGCCAGCGUGACGGGGGUCGGCGAGGCGGUGAUACGAGCGGACCUUGCACGACAACGAGACUCUCUGCGAAGUGCUGCUCCAGCGACUUGCCCCGGCGAUGGCGGCAGAGGCUGCGGUGGAGGAGACGGCAAGGUGGUCUGA
Molecule: messenger RNA, 1629 nt
Organism: Volvox carteri f. nagariensis
Lineage: Eukaryota; Viridiplantae; Chlorophyta; Chlorophyceae; Chlamydomonadales; Volvocaceae
Exons: 9
Coding region: 1-1629 (542 amino acids)
Biological process (GO): protein maturation
Molecular function (GO): threonine-type endopeptidase activity
Source: RefSeq, a predicted model, not a curated record